Ricinus communis (castor bean) is the source of this 2625-nucleotide messenger RNA. Its product is annotated as 5'-nucleotidase domain-containing protein 4. The transcript is spliced from 17 exons. Gene Ontology annotation, molecular function: 5'-nucleotidase activity. The record is from RefSeq and is a predicted model, not a curated record. The coding region runs from base 484 to 2406 and encodes 640 amino acids. Lineage: Eukaryota; Viridiplantae; Streptophyta; Magnoliopsida; Malpighiales; Euphorbiaceae.
UAAAUAAAUAAAAAAGGGCAACACCGUCCGCAUUUGCGCAACACCGCCAUCCAUCCGUCCCCAACCGCAAAUUGUACUACCAGACGGUAGCAGCACCAGCAGGGCGUUCACCACCACACCACUGCAACCUUCCACAUUAAACAUCCACGUGGCAACAGCCAACCUCUUUGAUCCAUCCAAAACCUUCAAUAACACACCUCCCUCCCUUCUCCUCUCUCUCUCCACCUCAACAAACAACGCUUCAUAUUCGUGUCUUUCCUCCCCUCUCUCUCCUCUAGCGCGCGCAAGCGCAAGCAACUGAUCCAAAAACGACAACAGUAAGAAAAACAAAAACAGAAACCAUUUCCUCUUUGCCUAUUAGCCGAUGGAAAAGAACCGCACUAGGAAUUAAAAUCGGUUUUUCCCAGUUAUGGAUUAUCCAAUUCUGGAAUGGAAUAAUGCUUUAUUUCCAAUUCUGAAUUAUUAUUAUUAUUAGACCAUUAGAUGUCUCGUUUUCCAUACACAACUUCAUUGCCUACUUGUAAUCGCACAUUUAUUCUUCAGGUAUCUGAUUCUUCUUCUCGUCAUCAAUUCACAAUCCCGAGAUGUCUAUAUAACUCCAUAAUGCGAAUUCCCAAGAGCCCUGUUUCCGUUUCUUUCUGUCUUUCUCUUUUUUAUAAUUCUCCUGCCUUUUCCCCUCCUUUCUUCUCUUCCUCCUCUCGCAUUUCGCUUCUUAGUUCGCGAUUUCUGGGUAAACCGAAUCGCUCUUUCUCCCUUGCUACCGGAGGAGUUACUCAGUUGCACGCUAGCUACACAAUGGACAAGAUUCAAAAGACAUCCCAAUUCCAGCCAAUGGGCGGUGCUGAUGGUGUUCAAGAACCAUGCAUAUGGUCAUCUCCUGAAGGAGGGUGUGAUAUUAAAAUUGGAAAGCAGAUUUUCUGCAACAGGUCACUAAAUAUGAAGAACAUUUUAGCUGUUGGUUUUGAUAUGGAUUACACUUUAGCACAAUAUAAACCUGAAACCUUCGAGUCCCUUGCAUAUGGAGGCACAAUCAAAAAGUUGGUACAUGAUCUAGGUUAUCCUGAAGAGCUGUUAGAAUGGUCUUUUGACUGGAAGUAUAUGGUCAGAGGUUUGGUUCUUGAUAAAAAGAGAGGCAAUAUCUUGAAGAUGGAUCGCCAUAAAUAUGUGAAAGUGGCCUAUCAUGGAUUUAGAGAGAUGUCUAAGGAAGAAAAAGUCCAUACUUAUGGAAACACUCUGAUACGAGAUUCUUUUGAUGAGCCGGACUAUGCACUUAUUGAUACUCUGUUUUCAUUAGCUGAGGCAUACCUGUUUGCCCAACUUGUGACCUUCAAGGACAAUAAUCCGGCAAAGAUUCCAGAGGGUAUUGGUUAUGCUCGUAUGUAUAAAGAUGUUCGAGCUGCAGUUGAUUUGUGCCAUCGUGAUGGGACAUUAAAGAAAAUGGUUGCAGAGGAUCCGAAAAGGUAUAUUAAUGAGGAUACAUCUAUAGUUCCUAUGCUCAAAAUGCUCAGAGAUUCAGGUCGUAUAAUAUUCUUGGUGACAAAUAGUUUAUGGGACUAUACAAAUGUUGUGAUGAAUUUUCUCUGUGAACCUCAUGUCUUGGAAGGCGGCAGAACUUGCCAUUUUGAUUGGCUCAAGCACUUUGAUGUUGUCAUCACUGGCAGUGCAAAACCAGGCUUCUUCCAUGAAGACAGCCGUGCUAAUCUCUUUGAGGUUGAACCUGAGUCUGGGAUGUUACUCAAUACCGAUAAUGGCACUCCAAUGCCUCAGGUGGGAAACACCUCGCCAAGUAUUGUAUUGAAUAAAUCAAAUGGAUCAAAUUCACCUUGCCGAGUUUUCCAGGGAGGAACUGUUGCUCAUCUUCAUAAACUGCUCUCAAUUGGGUCAAGUUCACAGGUUCUUUAUGUGGGGGAUCAUAUAUAUGGAGAUAUUUUACGCAGCAAAAAGGUUCUCGGUUGGAGGACAAUGCUUGUUGUACCAGAGCUUGAGAGAGAGGUUGAACUGCUUUUCAAAUUAAGGGACACACGGAAGCAACUUAGAUUGAUGAGGGAUGAGAGGGAUGAAAUUGAAGACCUGAUGCAUCAUCUAAAGUGGUCUCUUAAAUUUGAAGAUCAUAAUGUUGAUCAGAAGCAGAAGAUAUCUACUGAACUAAAUGAAUUGGAGUCAAAACGGGAUCAAGUAAGAAUUAGUCACCAAGAGGCUCAACGAGCAUGUCACCAAGAGUUUCACAAGGUGUGGGGACAACUAAUGAAAACUGGCUAUCAGAACUCUCGGUUUGCACAUCAGGUGGAGAGAUUUGCUUGUCUUUAUACAAGCCAAGUAUCGAAUCUAAGCCUGUAUUCUCCAGACAAAUACUACAGACCUAGCGAAGAUUACAUGCCUCAUGAGUUCCAUGUUCUGCCUGUGUGACUGAGAAUUGUUUGGUUGGUGGCUUGCUUUUUUGAGGGAGCUUUAUAGAUUUUUUGGUUGUGGGAAGGGUAAACAAUAUUUGCAAUAUUGCUUUCAAAGAAAGGCUGUAUUUUUUCCCUUAAUUUUGUUUUACUUCAAGUUUGCUUGCUGUUCCUGUAAUUAGAACAAUCUUCAAAAUCUGUUUCAGUAAAAUACGCUCAAUGCCAUUAGAUUUUCUGA